AUGUCCUCGGAGCUCGACCUCUCUGAUCUCAAGCUCAAAGACGAUCUCAAACUGAAAGAGGUGGAGCUGUUCGGAGGAGCCAUGACCAUGUUGAUGCCUGCUGUGUUUGUUGACAUCAGCAACUUCCGACAAAUCCCUGACACGCAGGAAUGCUGGGCUGAUACCGAGGACACUGACCAGAGCGUCAUCGUUGAGAUCCUUGCGCACGAAGAUCAGGUUCAGGGAGCAGCCAUAGCUGAGUACUACUGGGACGACAUCGCACAAUGCAACGAAGCAUCAGGAGAGUCGGAAAACGUCAUCACAGUCGCCCCGAAGGAGCUCACUCACUCUUUGAUCAAGACGAUCCCAACAUCAGAUUCGAAGGUGGCAGAGCCAUCCUGCUGGGUGGCUCACGGGCAUCAGAGAGUGUCCAAGUUCAAAGAGCAUAUCCCUUCCCUCGACUCUGACGUCGUGCUGCAUCUGAAUCGGCCGAUAGAAAUCAUGCCUAAUAGCAGGAAAGUGCAACGUUCUGCUGAGUUUGUAUCCCUUGAGCAAUCUGGCGAUUCGACCAAGGAUGGAAUCGAUCUGUUCUUGGCGAUGUUGCACUCCCUGCGAGUGAAAGACUGGGGGCUGUUCGCUUCUCCUUGA
Guillardia theta CCMP2712 is the source of this 627-nucleotide messenger RNA. RefSeq lists its product as hypothetical. Gene Ontology annotation, molecular function: small GTPase binding; guanyl-nucleotide exchange factor activity. Bases 1 to 627 code for a protein of 208 amino acids. Gene Ontology annotation, cellular component: nucleus. The record is from RefSeq and is a predicted model, not a curated record. Gene Ontology annotation, biological process: protein import into nucleus. The transcript has 9 exons. Lineage: Eukaryota; Cryptophyceae; Pyrenomonadales; Geminigeraceae.